This is a messenger RNA of Gigantopelta aegis, 1798 nucleotides long. RefSeq names its product DNA oxidative demethylase ALKBH2-like. NCBI's taxonomy places the organism in Eukaryota, Metazoa, Mollusca, Gastropoda, Neomphalida, Peltospiridae. The transcript has 3 exons. Gene Ontology annotation, biological process: DNA repair. The record is from RefSeq and is a predicted model, not a curated record. The coding region runs from base 1 to 780 and encodes 259 amino acids.
AUGUCGGAUUGCACAACGUCUGACUCUGUGACAACUUGUAAAAGAAAGAGGAAUACCGACAAUGACAGGUCACAAGAAGACCCAAAAGUUGCCAAAUGUGAUCCAGUACACCCACACAAUAGAUCCAACGUGAAGUGGGAAACUAUUCGAGCUGAGAAUCUGGCGUGCGACAUGGUAGCGAUGUACGGGAAAACUGAAGCAGACGCUCUUUUGGAGGAAUGCGAAAAAACACUGACCUAUAAUUCGGGCCAACUGUCAAAAAUUAGGGUCUUCGGCAAAUGGCAUUCUAUUCCAAGAAAACAGGUUGCCCAUGGUGAUCCUGGUCUAAGCUAUUCAUUUUCUGGAACUACUGUCCCGGCUUAUCCAUGGAUUCCACUGCUGUUGAGAAUACGAGAUAAAAUUACUGAUCUCACUGGAUACAACUUCAACUUUGUUCUUAUUAACAGGUAUCAGGAUGGAAAUGAUUACAUAGGAGAACAUAAAGAUGACGAAGUGGAUCUGAUAGCAGGUCACCCCAUUGCGUCGCUGUCAUUAGGUCAGGCCAGGGACUUUGUCUUCAGACACCAGGAUACGAGGGGAAAGAAAGCAUCACGCUGUGUAGAUCCUGUCACAAUUGAACUGCAACAUGGGACCUUGUUGAUGAUGAAAUACCCUACCAAUAGUUACUGGUAUCACUCUGUGCCUCGACGGAAGAAACUUACAGGAGUGAGAAUUAAUAUGACUUUCAGGAAAAUGGACCCAUCAAAAUGCAAGAAAAUUGAACAGCACAAUUUAUCAUAAUGAUACAUAUCCAUUGCUUGUGGUCAUGGAAGUGUCCAUGCCCUAUUUGGUUCUGAAUAAUAUCUAAGUUUGUACAAGUCAUAAAAAUACCACAUAAUAAUAAUUUUAGUACUAGUGCUGAUAAUGGCAGCAGUUAUGAAUUUAUGUAUUUAUCAGCACAGUUGAUACAGUACUGGAGAGGUUGUAUUUAUCUGUUAAGUAACUUUCUUAUGAUCAGCAAAAAAACCCACCCCAACACAUUACCAUUAUGUUUAUAAUCAUUCCUCAGAAAAGCUAUACUGUGAUAUGUUUUCCAUCAUGAAGAAUCAGGACACUUACACAUGCAUGUAUUCCACUUUCAUUUGCUUCUUUAGCCACUGGUGUUUAGGUAUUAUUUCCACAACUCUAUUUUAGUGUUUGCUAAUCCAUAGAACUAUAUACCAAGCUGUGAAUUUAGCAGGAUUUUGGUCUUCCAUAAAUCCCACAUUUUAGGUGAGCAGUGUAAGAAUACGUGAUAGAAAUUCAAAAGAUCUGUAUUACAUAAUGUUUACAAUUCCAGUGGAAUCCUUAAAAGGAAAUCCAAAAAUCAGUGCAUUAAUACAAUGUAUAUAAAUUCAAUUAACUAAAAUAACAAAAUAUGUUUUUUUAAUCUGCACCAAGUUGAAUAUUCAUUAUUAUCAUAUUUUUCACAUUCAGAUCUUUCCAUCCAUGACUUGGCAGCCUAUACCAUUAUAAUAGUUAUAUGCUAUAAAAUUUUAUAUGUAUAUUAAUGUUAGUACUUUUGUUAAAUAAAUACAUAUUAUUACUUUCUCAUUGUUGUCUUAGGUAAAUCCUUAUUUGCAUUACUACAAAACAUGUAAUGGUUUUGCUAUCCAGUAUCUGAAAUACCUAUUACCUAUAAAUUUAAAUAUAUUUAACAAUUUCGAAUAUAUACUUGCAGAAAAAUGAAGCAACAUAGUAUGUUCAACUAUUACAGCUAAAUACAGUAAAUAAAUGAAAAGACCCUUCUCAAUAAAUUUGUUUUCUCUUUUCAUUUAUU